Messenger RNA from Bufo gargarizans (Asiatic toad), 1057 nucleotides. It is a transcript of the gene CABP5, whose product is annotated as calcium binding protein 5. Bases 258 to 941 code for a protein of 227 amino acids. The record is from RefSeq and is a predicted model, not a curated record. Lineage: Eukaryota; Metazoa; Chordata; Amphibia; Anura; Bufonidae. The transcript is spliced from 7 exons. Gene Ontology annotation, molecular function: calcium ion binding.
UACAUUGACCUGUGAAUAUUCCUCGGCUUUUGGCUGCGGUGCCGGCUUUAUCUCAUGAGCUGUCAGGAUCCGGCUGUCCAUCUGUCACCUAUGCCCCCCCCGCCCGUCACCUCAUGUGCCGGCAGAAGAUAAGUGUCACACAGACCCCGGCACCUGCAUCCUCAGACCCCACCAGGGCUCGGUCCUCCAGCCUGGGCUGGACACAUUAUAGGGAGAGCCGUCGAGACCACCAUAUGUGAAGGCGACCGUCUGAGGGGAUGAGGACCGCCAGUGUCAGGAUGGGCAAUCAUAUGGGGAACCACGACCAGUGCAUUCAUGUGGAGGGGAUUCCAAAAGCGGCGGGAGCGGUUUCUCGGUUCCGCCGAAAACUGACGGUCACAGAGCCGGAGCUGACGUUACCGGUCCUAACCUUCGGCGCUGGCAUGCAGGGAAUGGGUCCGGCUUGUAUCUUUCUACGUAAGGGCAUCGCUGAGAAGCAAGGGUACCGCGAGCUGGGAACGGAUGAGAUUGAAGAAUUACGCGACGCCUUCGUGGAGUUUGACAAGGACAAGGAUGGUUUCAUCACCUGCAAGGACCUGGGGAACCUGAUGAGGAUCAUGGGGUACAUGCCCACCGAGAUGGAGCUGAUCGAAUUGUCCCAGCAGAUCAACAUGAACCUUGGAGGGCGCGUUGACUUUCAGGACUUUGUCGACCUGAUGACUCCGAAGCUGCUGGAGGAGACGGCUGGGAUGAUCGGCGUGAAGGAACUCAGGGACGCCUUCAAAGAGUUUGACGCCAACGGCGAUGGCGAGAUCACACUGGAUGAGCUUCAGCAGGCCAUGCAAAGGCUUCUGGGAGAGAAGCUGACCAAUAACGAGAUCGCCGAUGUGGUCCGGGAAGCCGACUUGAACGGAGACGGGACGGUGGAUUUUGAAGAGUUUGUCCGGAUGAUGUCGCGUUGACGCUUGACGUCCUGGGAGAAUCGAGGACGCCCCGAUCUCGUCUAACCCCCAAUUCGCCAUAUGUUUAACAGACGUCGCAGCGGCCACUGUAUCUGGUGUGUGGAUGUAGCAAUGUG